Porites evermanni is the source of this 516-nucleotide messenger RNA. NCBI's taxonomy places the organism in Eukaryota, Metazoa, Cnidaria, Anthozoa, Scleractinia, Poritidae. The record is from the annotation of a GenBank genome assembly.
AUGUGGGUUACAAAAGCUAGCCCUGAAGAGGAUAAUGGGGAUUAUGGAUCAUUAAUUGUGGGUUUCUCAAGCACUGGAUUCACAGAAAUAAUUAGGCGCUUUUAUCGCUCGGCUGGAAGCAGUAUAUCACGUCCGCGUACAGUCGCUGCCAUAUUGGCCCCUCCACUCUGUGGAAGUAUUGCUGCGCUUUCCUGGCAUUACCUCGUGUCUAAUCCAAUCAAGACACGCAAACUCAGGUGUGCAGCAUGUGCAUCAAUAAGAGGAUCUUUAAUUCUUGUACUCAAUGGCUGUCUGUUGCCAUCAUUUCUAGUUGCUUUGUUUUAUUUUAAGAGGAACCCAAGUUUACAACAACUAGUUGCCGCGACUUUUCUAGACUUCUGUGACAAUCCAUAUCUCGGUCGAUCAAAGCCGUAUGUAAUUGGCCUUGGUGCUUUCCAGGCUGUACUUGGCUAUGGACUGGCCAGCUGGAUUUACACUGAGGAAUUUAUUAAAACAAGAAACAAAAAGAAGCUGUAA